This is a messenger RNA of Cylicostephanus goldi, 434 nucleotides long. The record is from the annotation of a GenBank genome assembly. Lineage: Eukaryota; Metazoa; Nematoda; Chromadorea; Rhabditida; Strongylidae.
AUGCCAUAUUCGACUUAUCGCAAACUAUCAAUUGAGCAAAAGGAAGUAACACCUCCUAUGAAUAACGAGCCACCAAUGCGGAUGCCAUCAAUACCAAUAGUGGCCACCACUAUUGCGUCUACCACCAGUCUUCGCUCGGAUAAAGUAGCUCGAGCAUGGCGUAGACAACAACAACAACGACCUCGUAGUAUGUUUGAACGUACAGAAGAACACAGUCCUAGUCGAGACUCAUUAAUCGACACACAAGCAUUCAUGCAAAUCACACCACCACCAGUACAUCGUAAAAUGGGCGUGGCGCAGCCACCACGCUCACCAUUGGCACCUAUUCGAUUAGCCGUAAAUGUGUCGCCACAAUCAAAUCGUCCACUUCGAACAGCUCAGAAGCCUGAUAUCACUAAAGUUGGCAAGGUCGAGGUGAGACUGCUACCGUAAUC